AUGGCUGUGGCAAGUGGGGCAUCAAUCAAACAGAAAGUGCUUUCAUGGUGUGCCAACAAAACACGCAACUAUGAGGGUGUUUCCAUAGAGAACUUCUCAUCUUCAUGGUGUGAUGGGCUGGCGUUCUGUGCACUCAUCCAUCGCUUCUUCCCAGAUGCUUUUGACUUCUCAGCCCUGAACGCAUCUGAGAAAGAGAAGAACUUCACCCUGGCCUUCAACACAGCAGAGACCAUGGCUGACUGCUACCCCCUGUUGGAGGUUGGUGAUAUGCUCCUGAUGGGGAACAGACCAGAUCCUAUGUGUGUGUUCACCUAUGUCCAGGCCCUCUGUCAUCACCUCUCCAAAAUAGAGAAGGAGAAGAAGGACAAGGAAGAAAAGGAGAAGAAGGACACAGCAGAGGAAAAGAAGAGUGAAAAGAUGACCGACGGAGAGGUAGAAACCACUACAGAGAAGAAAGAGGAGGAGAGUGUGGGAGAGGAGAACAAAGGAAAAGAUGGGAAAGAGAAAGAAACCGAGGAGAGCUCAGCGGUGGAGGGAGAGAAAGAGAAAGAGAGCGAGGAAAGAGAAGUUGAAGCGCAGGCUUAUUAA
Salvelinus namaycush (lake trout) is the source of this 588-nucleotide messenger RNA. Its product is annotated as smoothelin-like protein 2. Bases 1 to 588 code for a protein of 195 amino acids. The record is from RefSeq and is a predicted model, not a curated record. Gene Ontology annotation, molecular function: protein binding. Gene Ontology annotation, biological process: actin cytoskeleton organization. Gene Ontology annotation, cellular component: filamentous actin; microtubule organizing center. NCBI's taxonomy places the organism in Eukaryota, Metazoa, Chordata, Actinopteri, Salmoniformes, Salmonidae. The transcript has 3 exons.